Messenger RNA from Mesorhabditis spiculigera, 109 nucleotides. NCBI's taxonomy places the organism in Eukaryota, Metazoa, Nematoda, Chromadorea, Rhabditida, Rhabditidae. The record is from the annotation of a GenBank genome assembly.
AUGGUCACGGAAAUGUAUGAGGUGCCGGUGUGGUUUUCCCGGCCAGCCAACAUCUAUGCCGUGAUUGGGACUACACUUUUCAUACCGUUAAUUACGCUGAUUAUGGCAA